AUGAGUGAAAAAAAUAAAAAUGUAUGGAUAUGUCAAGUUGCUAAAUGUGGAUAUACAAAUACAUCCAGCACAAAAUAUUGUGACAAUUGUGAUGCUAGAAGGCAGGAUGAUUUAGAAAUUAAAAGUAAUACAAAAGAGGAUAUAAAAUAUUGGAAAUGUAAUUAUUGUAAUAAGUUAAAUAAAAAUAAAUAUAAUGAUUGUGGUAAAUGUCACAAGUUACGAGAAGAAAAAUCUCCAGUUAAAGUAGAGACUGAAGGAAAAAGUUCAGAGACAGAAGAUCUUGAUAAAUAUGCUUUAGAUUUUGAUGAUGCUACUAGUGAUGGAAUGAGUCUUGCUGAAAAAAUACGAGCAAUGAGACAACAAGCAGAUGAAUCUGACUGUUCUUGUUCCUGUAGUGGUGGUAGUUGUUCUUGUGAAGAAAAUUAA
This is a messenger RNA of Strongyloides ratti, 426 nucleotides long. Its product is annotated as Zinc finger, RanBP2-type domain-containing protein. Bases 1 to 426 code for a protein of 141 amino acids. The transcript has a single exon. NCBI's taxonomy places the organism in Eukaryota, Metazoa, Nematoda, Chromadorea, Rhabditida, Strongyloididae. The record is from RefSeq and is a predicted model, not a curated record.